Harpegnathos saltator (Jerdon's jumping ant) is the source of this 2252-nucleotide messenger RNA. RefSeq names its product cleavage and polyadenylation specificity factor subunit 2 (gene CPSF2). Gene Ontology annotation, cellular component: mRNA cleavage and polyadenylation specificity factor complex. NCBI's taxonomy places the organism in Eukaryota, Metazoa, Arthropoda, Insecta, Hymenoptera, Formicidae. Gene Ontology annotation, biological process: mRNA 3'-end processing by stem-loop binding and cleavage. Gene Ontology annotation, molecular function: RNA binding. Bases 1 to 2217 code for a protein of 738 amino acids. The record is from RefSeq and is a predicted model, not a curated record. The transcript is spliced from 10 exons.
AUGACAUCCAUUAUAAAACUUCACGCUAUCUCUGGAGCAAUGGAUGAGUCUCCACCUUGCUAUAUAUUGCAAGUUGAUGAGCUAAGAAUAUUAUUAGAUUGCGGAUGGGAUGAAAACUUUGAUCAGGAUUUUAUAAAAGAAUUAAAGAGACAUGUCAAUCAAAUAGAUGCAGUAUUACUUUCAUAUCCAGAUCCAUUACAUCUGGGUGCAUUACCAUAUUUAGUAGGAAAAUGUGGUUUGAAUUGUCCUAUAUACGCCACCAUACCUGUCUACAAAAUGGGCCAAAUGUUUAUGUAUGACAUGUAUCAGUCCCGCCAUAACAUGGAAGACUUUGAUUUAUUUACUUUAGAUGAUGUUGAUGCCGCGUUUGACAAAAUAGUACAACUGAAAUACAAUCAAAGUAUAUCAAUGAAAGGUAAAGGCUAUGGUGUUACACUGACACCAUUACCAGCAGGACACAUGAUUGGUGGUACAAUCUGGAAAAUUGUUAAAGUAGGAGAGGAAGAUAUAAUAUAUGCUGUAGAUUUCAAUCAUAAGAAAGAACGUCAUUUGAAUGGUUGCGAAUUAGAAAGGUUGCAAAGGCCAUCAUUGUUAAUAACAGAUGCAUUUAAUGCCACAUACCAGCAAGCUCGACGAAGAACAAGGGAUGAAAAGCUGAUGACUAAUAUCCUGCAAACAUUACGAGGUGGUGGCAAUGUAUUGGUCAGUGUAGAUACUGCUGGUCGUGUACUAGAAUUAGCACACAUGUUAGAUCAACUAUGGCGCAAUAAGGAGUCAGGAUUGCUUGCUUACUCACUAGCCCUUCUUAACAAUGUGAGUUAUAAUGUUGUGGAAUUUGCAAAAUCACAAAUUGAGUGGAUGAGUGAUAAGUUGAUGAGAAGUUUUGAAGGUGCGCGCAACAAUCCAUUUCAAUUUAAACACUUGCAACUUUGUCACAGUAUGGCUGAAUUGAAUCAAGUUCCAAGUCCAAAGGUGGUACUUGCUAGCACUCCGGAUAUGGAAUGUGGAUUUUCCCGAGAAUUAUUUCUUCAGUGGUGUACCAAUCCACAAAAUAGCAUUAUAUUAACGAGUAGAACAUCUCCGGGUACGCUUGCUAGAGAUCUAGUAGAGAAAGGUGGAAAUCGAAAUAUUACAUUGGAAGUAAAAAGACGAGUAAAGCUCGAAGGUAUCGAACUGGAGGAAUAUCAAAAGAGGGAGAAAUUGAAGCAAGAGCAAUUGAAACAAGAACAAAUGGAAAUUGCGGACGUCAGUUCCGAAUCGGAAGACGAAAUAGAAGUAGGCGGUGCCCGAGGUAAACACGAUUUAUUGGUGAAGCAAGAAAGCAAACCCGGCUUCUUUAAACAAAGUAAAAAGCAACAUCCUAUGUUUCCAUUUGUGGAGGAGAAAAUUAAGAUAGAUGAAUAUGGAGAGAUUAUAAAACCGGAAGAUUAUAAAAUAGCAGAGACCUUACCUGAAGUUGAGGAUAAUAAGGAGAACGUAGAAAUGAAGCAGGAAGAAAUCAACCAUCAUCCAGAAAUAGCCGCCGAUAUUCCAACCAAAUGCAUACAAGUUUCACGUGCGAUGACUGUCAACGCUGCGGUAACUUAUAUCGACUUCGAAGGUAGAUCUGAUGGGGAAUCUCUACAGAAAAUCUUGGCACAAUUAAGACCAAGAAGAGUGGUUUUAGUCAGAGGCUCGUCUAAAGAUACAGAGAUAUUAGCACAGCAAGCGCAAAGUGCCGGAGCAAGAGUAUUCAUUCCUGCUAGAGGAGAAACGCUAGAUGCCACAACGGAAACGCACAUUUAUCAGGUACGUUUGACCGAUGCUCUGGUUAGUGGACUGAAUUUCUCGAAAGGUAAAGGCGAUUCCGAAGUGGCGUGGAUAGAUGCAAUGAUAACGGCGCGUGAUCAAAUCUGUCGAGAUGCUAUUGCCGAUACAGAACCUGAGGAUGCAAUAAUGGAUGAAAGUGAUAAAAUACUGACCUUGGAACCUCUGCCGUUGAAUGAGGUUCCCGGACACCAGACAACAUUCAUAAACGAAUUGAAAUUAUCGGAUUUCAAACAAGUCUUAAAUAAAAGUAACAUCUCAUCAGAAUUCAGCGGAGGAGUAUUGUGGUGUUGCAAUAAUACCAUUGCUGUUAGAAGACAUGAAGCUGGGAAGGUGAUACUGGAAGGUUGCAUUUCUGAGGAUUAUUACAAAGUACGAGAGCUAUUAUACGAACAAUACGCAAUCGUGUAAUUUUCAUUAAAUUUUCGUAUAGUGUAUAUAUUAAA